Molecule: messenger RNA, 2851 nt
Organism: Onthophagus taurus
Lineage: Eukaryota; Metazoa; Arthropoda; Insecta; Coleoptera; Scarabaeidae
Product: zinc finger FYVE domain-containing protein 1
Biological process (GO): lipid droplet formation
Cellular component (GO): lipid droplet
Molecular function (GO): GTPase activity; phosphatidylinositol-3,4,5-trisphosphate binding; 1-phosphatidylinositol binding
Source: RefSeq, a predicted model, not a curated record
AUCAAAAAACGUCAAAUAAUUUUUAAAGUAACCCACAACAUAGUCAUAGUUUAUUUUAAUCAUACGAAAACAUUUUCGUUCAGUUCAUAUCUUACAAAACGUAUGGAAGCACGUUUUCCUAAAACAAUUCCUACAAAAAGAAAUAAAUUAAGUGAAGUAAAAAAAAAUCAUUCUCUUUGUUCAACUUGGUGUUUAUAAAUUGCAUUUUUUAAUGAAAACACACAUUCUUCGACCUUGAAAAACACCUCCUCCUUUACGUUAACCUCUUUCUUCUCAAUUUGACAUGCGUAAGUUUGUUUUUUUCAUUGAAAGUGAGUGAACAACAAAAACAACACGAAGAGGCGUUCAAAAAGCGGUUACACGGCAUGAUUUUCAAUCGAAAUUUUCGUACCCCAAUUAAAUAAUUAUUAACUUCAAAAAUGCCUCAAACCCUCGCAAAAACAGCAUCGCAAAAAUACACAAACCCUUCGAUAUUAACUCCAACUACGGAUACAAGUUUAAAUUUAAGUUUAGAACCGCUUCAUCAAAUGGGUUGUGACCAAACCAACCUAUUAAUGAAUCGUUUGGAAUCACUUCCAUUACAUGAUCAGGACUCUUUAUUAAUUACCAGUAAUGAAUUGCCAUCAUUCCUUUUACUAAAUGAUAUUGAAAGACUGUGUGUGAAUUCCCCUGAAGAAUUUUUGGCCAGAUUAAAAAUUGAUGAGCCUACGAAAAAAGUUAAAGUCGUUUCGAUAUUUGGAAAUACAGGGGAUGGAAAAUCCCAUACGUUAAAUCAAGUGUUUUUUAAAGGAAAUGAAGUUUUUAAAACGAGUGCAUUACAAAAAUCGUGUACAAUGGGUGUUUGGGCUGCUUACGAUCCAAAUUUGGACGUGAUUUGUUUGGAUACGGAGGGAUUAUUAGGGAUCAGUCGUAAACAAAGUCAACGUACUCGGUUAUUAUUAAAAGUGUUGGCCGUUUCUGAUGUUGUUAUUUAUCGGACGAGAGCGGAACGGUUACCGACAGACAUGUACGCCUUUUUGGGGGGCGCUUCAAAAGCGUACAACGAGCAUUUUAAAACAGCAUUACAACAAGUUUGGCAAAAAUUCGAAAACGAACCAGUUCCAGCCGCUUUAGGACCCAGCUUAAUUAUUUUCCACGAGACUUUACACACUUGCACCUGGAAUUCUUGUCCGAGUGUUGAAGAAUCUCCAGAGGAUUUACUUCGUGCUGAGUUUGGCAAAUUAAAUUUAGAAUGCAACGCUUUUAGUCAAUUGAAAUAUGUGGGGAUUCAAACGAAGGAGCAACCCACUGAUUUUCGGGAAUUAAAAAAAUAUAUUCAGUUGGAUUUGGCUAAUAGUAGUGUGAGAUCCAAAAGAAAUGCUAAAGUUGUUUUUUUAACAUUAAAGGGUUUAAAUGAUAAAUUUAGCAGUGAAAUUAAAAACGUUCCACCCCAAUUACAUUUAAAAGACUAUUUUGCAUGUCAAGUGAAGUGCCAAUCUUGUAACGAAGGUUGUACUCUCUCAAUGGGGCAUAAAGAAGAAGGGGAACCCCAUUUAAACAGUAACAGAUGUAAAUUCCAACAUCAAUUUCAAAAUUGCGUUUAUCUUUGCAAGCAAUGUUCUAAAAAUGGACAAAGGAUUAUAGUAAAACCCAGCUAUCAAUCAGUAACAGAAAAAUCGUGGACUAAUCUUUUAAGUUAUGUUUGGUCGGGUUAUAUUAUUGAAUGUAGAAAUUGUGGCGAGAUUUAUCGAAGUAGACAACAUUGGUAUGGAAAUAAAAGCCCAGAAGAAGCAGCGGUGUUAGUUGAAUACGUUCAUGUUUGGCCUGGUGGAGAAUUUGUUUAUCAAGACAAAAACUUUGUUGGUUCAACAAAUUCCAUUCAAAAGGUGCUUGAUAGUGUUACAUAUUUAAGCGAUGUUGUUGCUAACGUUGGAUCACAACCUACAAAUGCGGUGAAAACUUUUUUCACAGAAACUAUUAAUCCUUCUUAUUGGAGACCUGAUAGAGAGAUUUUUGAAUGUAAUAAAUGUAAAACCCCAUUUCCACCAACAUCAAAAAAACAUCAUUGCAGAUCAUGCGGUGAAGGUUUUUGCGAAAAAUGUUCAUCAAAAACCCAACCGGUUCCAUCUCGAGGUUGGCGCGAUCCGGUUCGUGUUUGCGAUGUUUGUUACACUGAAAAUUUACCAAGUUUAAGUCAAACAAUUGAUGAUAACGAAGUGAAAAUACGAAAAUUUGGUGAAACUGUGAUCAGUUCCAUAUCUGCCGUUGCUUACGCUUUGGAAAUUCCAAAAGAUAUCAUAAAAGACACUGCGCGACCUAGUUAUUGGACACCCGAUUCGGAAUGUUUAUAUUGUUGGUGUUGCGAAAUGCCUUUUGGUCCAAUUGUACCUUUACAUCACUGCCGAGAAUGUGGUAAAGGAGUUUGCGAUGAUUGUUCGCAACGGAGAAAACGUGUUCCAUUUAGAGGUUGGGAUUAUCCGGUGCGCGUUUGUAAAAAAUGCGAUGAAUAAAAUCGCUUUCUCCCCGUUGAUAUUAUUAAUAUUGAGUGGUGACGACAUGACGAAGAAGAAAAGGGUUUAAUUUAAAUAAUUGGAUGUAAAAAAAAAUGAUUUAUCGUUAUAUUUUUCUCUUAAUAUAUGAGAAUUACGAGGGAAAGUAUAAAAUAAUUAAUAAUAAUGAUGUUUAAAUAAAAAAAGAAACAGGUUUUUUUAAAAAAGAAAACAGUAUUGUUACGAAUAGUUGAUAAGUAUUUUCAGUCUAUUUUAUACUUUUUAUAACCUCAAAAAUGUGUUUGUUUCGACAAAAAAUAACGUUUUAACGUUUUGAAGAAUGGAAGUGAUUGAUUAAAAAUUUAAUAUGAUUAUAAUUAUUA